This is a messenger RNA of Nerophis lumbriciformis (worm pipefish), 930 nucleotides long. RefSeq names its product claudin 10d (gene cldn10d). Gene Ontology annotation, cellular component: membrane; bicellular tight junction. The record is from RefSeq and is a predicted model, not a curated record. Gene Ontology annotation, molecular function: structural molecule activity. Lineage: Eukaryota; Metazoa; Chordata; Actinopteri; Syngnathiformes; Syngnathidae.
GUGCGAGACUUUCACGUCACAUCCACAGUGGCAUAGAAGGGAGAGGAGGCAUAGAAGGGAGAAGCGUCCCACUCACCAUGAAGUACAGGACGCUGGUGAUGUACAUGGAGAUCGGCUGCUUCGUGUCGUGUCUCAGCGGCUGGAUCCUGGUGUGCUCCACUCUUCCCACAGAGUACUGGACCUUCUCAGAGGUGGGCAGCGUGGUGAUGACCACCUCCAACUACUACUCCAACCUGUGGAGGGACUGCAUCUCGGACACCACGGGGGUGUCGGACUGCAAGGACUACCCCUCCAUGCUGGCCCUGCCUGUUUUCCUGCACGCCUGCAGAGCGCUGGCGGUCUGCGCCGUCAUCAGCGGCUUCUUCGGAGGCGUCCUCACUCUGGUCGGCAUGAAGUGCACGAAAAUAGGCGGAUCGGAGGUUGCAAACGCCAGAGUGACCUUCGCGGGCGGGAUUACUUACCUAGUUUCAGGGUUGUGUGGCAUGAUCACAUAUUCCUGGUGGGCCAACAAAGUCAUCACAGAGUUUGUGGACCCCAAUUUCCGGGCACAGAAAUUUGAGCUCGGAGCUGCAGUUUUUGUCGGUUGGGGAGGCUCCAUCCUGUUGCUCUGCGGUGGGACGGUGCUGACUUUCUUCUCCGGGAGAGAAGGUCUUCCUUCAGGUUCUUCAAAGAGGCCACGCAGGCCAGCCACUUAUGCCACAGCCAGGACCCGGAGGACCUACAUGCUGCCAAACACCUCAUCCAGGGUCACUCUGGGGCCACCGCUCUUCUACCAGGGCAGGAGGAGUCGGCCGAGCAGAGCGCCGACAAGGACGACCCGCACCUACAGCAGGGACGCCUUUGUCUGAGCGAAAGGGACAUUUCAACUUUUUCAUUAAAAGACCUCACAAAGAAGCUGCUGAAUUGAACAAAGUGCUCUUUACUUCUUUA